This is a messenger RNA of Sciurus carolinensis (gray squirrel), 2256 nucleotides long. RefSeq names its product B cell linker (gene Blnk). The coding region runs from base 142 to 1518 and encodes 458 amino acids. The transcript is spliced from 17 exons. Gene Ontology annotation, biological process: intracellular signal transduction; cell surface receptor protein tyrosine kinase signaling pathway. The record is from RefSeq and is a predicted model, not a curated record. Lineage: Eukaryota; Metazoa; Chordata; Mammalia; Rodentia; Sciuridae. Gene Ontology annotation, cellular component: cytoplasm.
UUGCCAGCAGCCUGCACUCUCAGAAGUCAGAUCCAGUGACUGGAGCCCUGGAGAUCAGAGGCUUACCAUGCUGCUCCCCAGGAGGGCCAGGAACUGCUGACAUUACCACGGGUUGGUGACUCGUGUUCCUCACCAAAAAGAAUGGACAAGCUUAAUAAGAUAACUGUGCCCGCCAGUCAGAAGUUGAGGCAACUUCAAAAGAUGGUCCAUGAUAUUAAGAACAAUGAAGGAGGAAUAAUGAACAAAAUCAAAAAGCUGAAAGUCAAAGCACCUCCAAGUGUUCCUCGAAGGGACUAUGCUUUAGAGAGUCCUGCUGAGGAAGAGGAGCAGUGGUCAGAUGACUUUGACAGCGACUAUGAAAAUCCAGAUGAACACUCAGACUCAGAGAUGUACGUGAUGCCUGCAGAGGAGAAUGGGGAUGAUAGCUAUGAGCCACCUCCAGUGGAGCAAGAAACGAGGACCAUCCAUCCUGCCCUGCCCUUCACCAGGGGCGAGUAUGUAGACAAUCGGUCGAGCCAGAGGCAGUCUCCACCCUUCAGCAAGACACUGCCCAGUAAGCCCAGCUGGCCUUCAGCAAAAGCAAGACUGGUCUCCACUCUGCCGGCCCCAACCUCUCUGCAGAAGCCUCAGAUCCCACCCAAACCUAGAGACCUCCUUGAGGAUGAGGCUGAUUAUGUGGUCCCUGUGGAAGACAAUGAUGAAAACUAUAUUCAUCCAACAGAAGGCAGAUCACCUCCAUCUGAAAAAGCUCCUAUGGUGAAUAGAUCAACCAAGCCGAAUAGCUCCUCCAAGCUGGCCUCUCUUCCAGCAACAGCUUCAGGUCGAAACAGUGGGUCCUGGGAAUCCAAGUCACCUUCUUCACCAGCUGCACCGUCCCCACUGCCGAGGGUGGGGAAAAAACCAGCUACACCACUGAAGACUACUCCAGUUGCCUCUCAACAGAAUGCAUCAAGUAGCUGUGAAGAAAAGCCUGUACCUGCUGAACGCCACCGAGGGUCUAGUCACAGACAAGAGGCUGUGCAGUCACCAGUGUUUCCUCCUGCCCAGAAACCUGUCCAUCAAAAACCCAUACCUCUGCCAAGAUUUUCGGAAGGGGGAAGCCCAACAGUGGAUGGACCAUCUCCCAGCUUUUCAUCUAAUUCCACUUUUUCAGAACAGGAAGCUGACAUUCACGGUAAACCAUGGUAUGCUGGUGCCUGCGAUCGCAAGUCUGCUGAAGAAGCGUUGCACAGAUCUAACAAGGAUGGAUCAUUUCUUAUUCGGAAAAGUUCUGGCCAUGAUUCCAAACAGCCAUAUACACUAGUUGUAUUCUUUAAUAAGCGAGUAUAUAAUAUUCCUGUGCGAUUUAUUGAAGCCACGAAACAAUAUGCUUUGGGCAGAAAGAAAAAUGGUGAAGAGUACUUUGGAAGUGUUACUGAAAUCAUCAAGAAUCAUCAGCACAGUCCCCUGGUUCUUAUUGACAGUCAGAAUAACACAAAAGAUUCCACCAGACUGAAAUAUGCAGUUAAAGUUUCGUGAAGAAAGAAAAAGAAGGUCAAUAUCUUUGCUUCAGAUAUUUCCCUCAAGUUUCUCCUUUUGAGAAGAAGUACCCAAACUUCAUAUUUUGGAUUAUGAAUCAUGAAUAAUAAAAUAGAAGAUAAAGGCAGUUAUUGAGGUGGUCAUCCACUCCUUUUUAAGAUGCUCACAUGCACUUACUCAGUCUGUUGCCUGACCUGAGGAACUAAUACCUGGGGAGGUUGAGUUACCAUGCUACUAAUAUUCUUCAAACAAAUGUAUUUAAAAGAAACAGGAAUAAAAUAUUUUCAGUCUUAUAAGAAAGGAACGCUGUAUUUUUAGUGUGUAUGUAUGUGGUGGGGGCGUUGCUGGGGACCCAACCCAGGACCUUGCAUAUGCUGAGCAAGUGCUUUACCACUGAGCUACAUCCACCAUCAAGAACACUAUAUUUCAAAACAAGAAAAUUAUACUCUUGGAUAAACAAAGAUGUUGAAAAUUUAGGCCCCACAAUGGUUACUAGGCACAAAUGUAGCUGAAUUGUCUAUUAUCAGUGCUCUGACAAUUAUGCCUUGUUAAAAUUUUAAUGUGUAGGAAACAAAGUAUUAUAGGCAAUGUAUGGCAUUUCUAAGUACAGACAAGGUGGAUGCAUUGGAUUCUUUUUUAUGUGCCCCCAACCAUGGGAGAUGUAUAUGGAAAUGAACUUUCUGGACGUUCUCCAAGAUUAUGCAGCUAGCUUUGCUUAUUAAAAAUAAUUAUACCCUC